Suricata suricatta (meerkat) is the source of this 2561-nucleotide messenger RNA. Its product is annotated as tigger transposable element-derived protein 1-like. Bases 640 to 2499 code for a protein of 619 amino acids. Gene Ontology annotation, cellular component: nucleus. The transcript has 3 exons. Gene Ontology annotation, molecular function: DNA binding. The record is from RefSeq and is a predicted model, not a curated record. Lineage: Eukaryota; Metazoa; Chordata; Mammalia; Carnivora; Herpestidae.
UUAACUUAAAAAAAAAUAUUUGGCAGUCUGAGCGGAAUUACUUCUCCAGGAUGGGGAACAAACUGGGAUAAAGAUUAAAGAGACAAAGCUAGGAAUGGAAGGAGGUAGGGAGGAUAAUGGAAAGACAGAAAGAAGGCGGGAAAAAUCCGAGAGAAAUUAAACAGCCAGUUUUGGGUAGAGAUAGCCAACGGCGCCCCCGCCUGGGCACUGCGCGCAGCAUCGACGUCGAACUACAUUUCCCGGCCGGCCUAGAGCGCCGUCGGGGACCAGCCCCGCGCAGACUAGUCCAAUCUCGGCAGUCGCCGGCAAUCUUCGGCCUCCCCCGGCAACAUGGAGGGUUGAGCUCGGCAGCCUCCGGGAAGAGGCGCUGUAAGGGAGGAGAUGGGGAAGAACCGCAGCCCCACCCGCCCAGCUGAAGCAGCCGCCCGCGUCGCGGUCCGGAGGGCCCAUUUGGAUAACCCAGGAUAAUCUUUCCAUCUCAAGAUUAUUCACUUACUCACACCCCAGUGUCCCUUUUGCCAGGCAGAAGCAGUGUGGCAGGAAAGGCCAAGAGGCUGCCCUUGUGGGCACACUGAUAGCUACUGUGGAAACUGGUACUGUGGAGAGACUUCAUCAAGGUGCGUGGCUCAGGGAGGCAGAAUGAAGACCACUUCCUGCCUGCAGGUGUCGGGGAAGGCACCCCUUGGUGGGAUUGGCCUCCGCCACAGUGCCAAGCGGGACCGAAGGUCCAUCACCCUGCAGAUGAAGUUAGAGGUGCUUCGGAGGUUUGAGGAAGGUGAGAAGCUGACUCAGAUUGCCCGGACCCUGGGGCUAGCCAUCUCUACUGUUGCCUCAAUCCGCGUCAACAAGGACAAGAUCCGGGCCAAUUCUCAGGCAGCCACACCGGUCAGUGCCAUGCAGCUGACCCGCUGCCGGGGUGUGGUGAUGGGCCAUAUGGAACGCUUGCUGAGCCUAUGGAUCGAGGAGCAAAAGCGGCAGAAGCUGCCCAUCAGCACACUGCUCAUCCAGGACAAGGCGCGGCGGCUCUUCGUGCAGCUGCAGCGCGAGCAGGGCAGUGGCACUCAGGCCGAGACCUUUGGGGCCAGUAAUGGCUGGUUCGCCCGGUUCAAGGCUCGCAACAAUGUGCUUUUGACAGAUGAGCCAGCCGUGGCUGACACCCAGGCUGCCGCCCACUAUCCCCCGGUGCUGCGCACCAUUCUGGAGGAGGGCCGUUACUCCCCACGCCAGGUUUUCAACGUGGAUGAGACAGGCCUGUUCUGGAAGCGGCUGCCAGAGCGCAUGUUGCUGGCACUGGAGGGGGCAGCUGGGCCUGGCCUCAAGGCCUCUAAGGACCACCUUACCCUGUUGCUUGGUGGCAAUGCAGCAGGUGACUUCAAACUGAAGCCUCUGCUCGUGUACCCCUCGGAGAAUCCACGUGCCCUCAAGGGGUGCUCCAAGGCCAGCCUCCCAGUGGUCUGGCGCUCCAACCGCAAUGACUGGCUGACACCCAGCAUCUUCCAGGAGUGGUUUACUGGCUGCUUCUGUCCCGCCGUGGAGAGCUACUGUACCAGCCAUGGCCUCCCACACCGUGCCCUGUUGCUCCUGGACAGUGCACCCUGCCACCCUGCUCACCUGGGUGGCCUCUCAGCCCACGUGAGAGUCGAGUUCCUGCCCAAGAACACAUCAGUCCUGAUCCAGCCCAUGAACCAGGGUGUCAUUGGCACAUUCAAGGCCUAUUAUCUGCGCCGCAUGCUCAGCCAGCUGGUCCGGGAGACGACCGGCGAAGACCGACCCUCUGUGCGGGAGUUCUGGCGCAGCUACACUGUUGUGACUGCUGUGGACAACAUAGCCGGAGCCUGGGCAGAGCUGCAGCCCGCCGUCCUGAACGGUGCCUGGCGGAGGCUCUGGCCCGAGUGUGUCCCUGCUGGCGCCCCUGAGCCUGACACUGUGCCUCAGCUCCGCCGCAGCAUUGUGGCGCUAGCUGGGCGUGUGGGCCUUGGAGAUGCAGCUGAGGCUGAUGUCGCCAGCCUGCUGCAGGCCCACGGGGAGCCCCCACCCCACAGCACCCCCCAGGAUGCAAAGGAUGGGGAUGUGAGUGGUUCUGGGCUGCCCUGGGAGACAGGGAAUGGCCCGGUCUCUAGAAAACGAGAGCCAGAUUUCACAGAGGCUGUAGUGGGUGCAGAGACUGAGGAAGCUGGUGUGGGUGCUCUGAGCCCUGAGCAUCUCACCCAGGCCCUGUCUCACUUUGCUGCCGGUUUACGGGUCCUCGUAGAGAAUGAUCCAAACCGGGAGCGCAGCCUGCGGGUCUCCCGGGGUGUCCACUGCGCCCUUGCCUGCCUCCGGGAGCUGCACCGGGAAAGGAGGCGACAGGCUCGGGCAGCUGCCUCAGAAGGCCCUGCGGUGCUGGGAGCAAGGGAGUUGGCAGGAUGCCUGCCAUUGUUCCAAGUGGGGCUCAUAGAGGGUGGGCAAGUGGCUAAGGGCACAGGUCCUGAAGGUCAGACCUCUGGCUGUCCUGUAUGAUUCGGGGCUUGGGCUUGACCUCACAUGAAUUCUAUCUAAUAUAAUAAUGUUUUGUUUCUGGA